AGUGUUGUUUUCGGCUACGAAACCUGAUGCUAACGCGACAUACCGUAUGAAUUUAACCAGUUGGGAGGAGACCCGUUGAACUGCAUCAGUCAGAGAAGCUUGGUGUGGGAGGAUGGAUGGCGUCAGCUGGAGCGCCACAAGGGCCCAGGAGUCGUUCAGCCGCUCCAAGACGGCAGCAGACACACUGUCGAGGCUCGCCAGCUUCAUGGCACGGGCUGACCCAAAACAGCACACACACAACCAGAGGCAGCAACCGUCGCACCUGGCCACAUAUGUUUGUCAAGAAUGUGGUAAGGGCUUUCCUUAUGCAACAGAUCUGUCGCAUCACCAGGAACUAAAACACACAUUACCCAAGCCUCACCGGUGUCCGUUCUGUGGGCAGGAGUUCUCCCUGAAGUCGUCCUUACAACUACAUGAGUGCAAUCAUGACUCUUCCCCGUGUGAGCUUUGUCCUGGAGAGUCCCAGCUGGGUUCUCCGUGCCCCUCGUGCACAACCUCAGAUCCCUGCAGGCUGCAGGACGAGUCGCCUCACCUCCUGGACGGUAGCCCUUACGCGUGUGCCCCAUGUGGGAGAGGCUUCAGCCAGAAGCAGGCUCUGCUGCACCACCAGCAAGCUGGUUGUAGUGAACCACCAUCCCCGUCAGAUAUAGUUGAUGCCAGUAGCCUUCCAGGUGAUUCUCCACCAGUUUCUGAGGGAGACUCGACCCGCUCAGAUUCCUCAGACACCCCAGGGCCCAGCAGCAGAGCUGUCAGUGUGUGCCAAUUCUGUUCAACAAUGUUCCGCACAGAGGCCGGGCUGCAACACCACAAACAGACUAACCAUGCAGAACAGGGGCUAAAGACCAAAAGAGAAAAUACUAGUGGAGAAGCUAGGAAAGAGCGGAAUAUCAAGGUGAACAGAGAUCUAAUUCAAAUGCCAAAAUCCAAAACUAAGCUUCUGGACUGUCGCUCUUGCGACAUGGUUUUCAGAAGCACCUCUAAGCUGUACAUGCACAGAAAAGAGAAGCACAGCAGAGAGAAAAACAUUAUGACAGAACCAUGGCCAGUCAUAAUCAAGCGCAGGAGAUCAUUCACAUAUCCAUGUCAGAUCUGCAGCAAAGUCUUCUUGCAUCAUUUGUCACUUAGGGCACAUUACAGACAGCACACAGCCUCAAGCGUCACCAAAAACAAAAGUCAGCCUGUAGGAUGUACCACCAAAGACUCAGAGUUAUCAGAGAAUGGAUUAAAUCAAGUAAAACCUAGCAUAGCCGAAGACAAGCCUGUGAAGGCUGGUCCAGGGAGGCCCAGGAAAGUGGCCAAAGUAGAGAACAAAGUUACUGAUCCAGGGAGAUGCAGAGAAGUGCCGGAGGAGGAGGAGGAGGAGGAGGAUGAUGAUGAUGAUGAUGAACUAGAGAGAGAGUUCCCAUGCCCCUCCUGUGCAGAGGUGUUCUCUCUGCAGUCGCGGCUCCGGGAGCACGUGGAGCUCCACCAGUCCUCCGUGAAGAGGCGACAGUGCAGCGUGUGCACAAGCGAGAUGGACACCUGUAAAUGGCCGGGCUCGAAGAGGCAGAGGCUGUACCACUGCGUGCCUUGCCAGCAGGGUUUCUCAGCACUGGACUCUUUCCUAGAACACUGUCAGGAGCACCUGCGAGUCAGGGUGGAGGAGGACAGCGUCACAGAGGGCUACGCACAUCAGGCCAGCAAAGCCUGAGAUCCAGUUUGAAUGUCCACAGCGAUUGCCUUUUUGCCUUGAGGGGUUAGAGAGUGGAGAGUGAUGAAAUUUCUAUGAUAUUCUUGUUGAUUUAGCAGUUCACUGAUUGAGCAUUCAGGACAUUUUGUUUUUAUACCUGCGCUGUCGGUUUAAUGUUCUCCAUACCAACAUAUCGAGGGUUGAAUAGAAUGACUUGUUAAAGGACUAUACCAGGCUUUUUGCAUGUUUUAUUUAGGCAUUUCACUAUAACACUCAUACUUCACUGCCAACCAUAUUCUAAAACAUACUAUAGUUCUUUUUAGAUAUUCAAAUGUUUUCUGCAUUCUAGGCAGCCACCUGGUUCUUGUGCAGUACAGUAUGUAAAUCAGCUUCUGUGAGAUCCAUUACAGUGACCAUUUAGGCAGUGGUUGAGAAAUCAAACAAAGCAAGAAGCAAAAGUGGGCAUUUCAAACAGGACCAUGUGUAAGAAUCCCACAAGCACUCGUAAUGAACACUUUUCUAAUUCAAGAUCCGUUUCAGCUUUAUUACAGCAUAGAUAUACAACACAUCUUUGACUCAACAUAAACCAACAGGUUCCCUGUGAUGGAUGAAAUAUUCUGGUGUGUCUGCAAAUGGAAUACAUUGAAACCUUCAGCAGCCUUACAAGUAAAAACAAACAUGCAAAAACACUAGUAUAGUUCUUCAACAGAAAUGGAACAUCGACUCUACACCACUGUUUUGUACACAGCAGGACCUAGUUUCUCAAACAUCUCAAAGCGAGGAUGGUCUUUUUGGGAAAUGAGGCCGUCUGCACAGUCAUGGUACGUUCUAGCCAGAGAUGACGUCUGUCAGUCUAUUUUUACACCAGAUAUCUGGAGUGCUUUUGCUAAGUAAGGUAACAUGUCUUCUGCUCUAUUUUUGUUAUUUUUCUUACAUAUUUGGCAAUAAUUAGUCACAGAUCGGUGGGAAAUGUGGUGUGUCACUUGCUGGAUUGUCAUUGCUGCGUGUUGUCAGGGUACUAGAUGAAAAUGUAGUGCUUUGGUCAAGACUGCAAAGUGUUAGCAAGUGCUGCGCCAAGGUCUGAAUGAAAUCACAAAGUAUGACAUGUUAACGUGCUCUGAGCAUUUCUAUGUGCUGUUUCGAGGCCCCAACAUGUGGUAGUUAUUGUCAUAGAAAGAUCAACCUUGGAAUGGAUGUCAUGGGUAGUUGUAUCCAGUACAAUGCCUUUCAUUGAGGCCUGUCUCUUUAGCUGGCAUGUACUGGAGUGAGAUUACCCAGCUAUGCAAGCAGACAGCCUGAUGGCAGCCCUUCAGUAUGUCUGAUGCUUGAAAAGUAGGCUUUGAUGAAUGAACAAGAUUCCAAGGGAGGAUUUCUGUUUCCCAGUUUGACGCCCUAAAUGGUCUAAUUUAGGUGGUUGUUUUUCUUAAGGAUUUUCAGUUUUCAAAGUUCUACUGUGAAAAUGUAAACGAUGAUUUAAUAGGUUUGAUGCUUCCACUUUUCUUUUUUUGAGGUCUUUUGUGAAUUAGUUUAUGGUUCUUUAUAGAUGAACAUAAUAAAAACAAUUUUCAUAAGAUUUUUUGUCUUGAUUCUUUAAACUAGUUUUGUGAAAACAUUCAUCUUUUCAUAUACCACACCACAUUAAAAAUGUUUUAUAUAAAGGUAUUUGAAUCAUACUUAAUGUUACACUGUUUUUGGCAGAGAGAAGCACACAUGAAAUGUAAUGAAACAUAAAAUGUAGGCUUAACUUCAUGUUGCAAACAUAUUUUUGUAUUCAAUUGUUAGAUUUGUUUGUCCCUGCCUGCCUAGAAUAUCUACAGUAUUCCAUCUUCAGUUUUCUAGAAAAUGUUUGGUCGAUUAAUAAUGAAAAUCAGCUGUG
Anarrhichthys ocellatus (wolf-eel) is the source of this 3545-nucleotide messenger RNA. RefSeq names its product zinc finger protein 271. NCBI's taxonomy places the organism in Eukaryota, Metazoa, Chordata, Actinopteri, Perciformes, Anarhichadidae. Gene Ontology annotation, molecular function: DNA-binding transcription factor activity, RNA polymerase II-specific; RNA polymerase II cis-regulatory region sequence-specific DNA binding. The transcript has 2 exons. Gene Ontology annotation, biological process: regulation of DNA-templated transcription. The record is from RefSeq and is a predicted model, not a curated record. The coding region runs from base 113 to 1690 and encodes 525 amino acids.